AACAACUUUUUUAUCGGAAUGUGCCUAUCGAUAAAAUUUCGACAUCGAUAUAAUUAUUUAAUAUUAAUUUUUUUAAUUCAUUUAUUGCGUCCAUUUAAGCAGAAUAAAAUUUUAUCUGUUUAAAUACGUUUUCCAAUAUAUGUCCCGCAAUGUUCAGUCACUUAUUUAUAGGAUGGAGUCACAUAUGUCAUCGUAUACUAAAGUUCAUUAAAUGUCUCAGCACUUCCGGAAUGAAGGAUUAUAGAUAUUUUCGGUCGAGCGCACCGCGCCCCCGUGAGUUCGUUACAGUUCAGAUUUUUAUCUGAGCUUGACAUUUGCGAAAGAUUAAGUAUAUAGCUCGUAUAUACUAAAUCAAUAAAUAAAAAUGUAAUUGUAGUUAUAUAACAGAUAAGAUGAAAGUCCGACCGAAAAAUUAUGCUUGAUUAUUUGAGAUUAGCAGCCAAAUGCUUUGACGUUGAUGAAUUUCAAUGUAAAGAGAAAUUUUGAAAGUUCAAACGGUAUUCAAACGCAACGUGUAACUUGUUUUGCGGCCAUUAUACUACCUGCCAUAAACAUAUCAGCCGCUUACACAAAGGUAUCGUCUAUUAUAAUAAAUGAACGUUUUUACAAAGCAAUUAAGUAUAUGGCAAUUGUCGAUAUUAGCCUCCGAAUGAUUUCAUUUCACCAUUUCUUGUCACUUAGAGACAAAGUAUAACUUCCCGCAAUUUUAUAUAAACGUUUACGUCAUAGUAAUUGUAAAUGGCAUUCCAUCCAAGUUUGUUAUGAGAAUAGAAAAUAAUUAAUAUAAUAGAACGCAUGCGUCUUUGUUUUAAUAAUUUUCUGUUUCAACUUCCUAUUAUAAUCCUUCAAUUUGCCUGAAAAGUAAAACUCGACAUGUCCGUGAUCAAAGAGAACUCCUAACAGUCAAUAAAAGUUCUACCCGGUUUUCAUUUCGCACUGGCACAAUUUUUGUUUGACGAACAAAUACAUGGAUCAAUGUGGUUCAACAAAAAAGAUUCAACUAAGUAAAACAAAGUUUCCUUUUCCUAAAUGUUAGUUUCACGAUUGCUGCUUAAACAUAUGUUUAUCUUCUAUCGAUACGUGCAGUGCAACGUGAACAAUUAUCGAGAUUAAAGGUCGAGAUUAACGGAUUAACUGUUCAAUGAGUUUAAUUAACUCGCGUAGGGAAAACAACGUGAAACGUAACCUUGAGCAUUUGAUAAGCACCGAUUAAUUGUUUGCGACAAAGUUAAUCGUCUAAUUAAUCGCGUUGGAACGAGGGGAGAAACAAUAUGGUACUAUCGACGCGCUCGCGUCUAAAAACGUCCCGUGUCCUUGCACCAUUAAUAUUUAUAACAGCGUUAUCAUCAAACUUCAUCAUCGUUUGUCCAUCGAGGGUCUCAAAUGCGCGGCCGUCACAAAGAGAAAUCCUAAAACAACGUCCCUGUCCACCCCGUAGUUCGUGUCGCCGCCACCACUGGCCGGCAAGCAAGCACAGGCAGGCGGCAGGCGGCAGGCAGGCAGGCAGGCAGGCAGGCAGGCAGGCAGGCAGGCAAGCAGACAGGCCAGGGGUGCAGGAACGAGCGGGGUCGACCCUGCGCGCAGCCUCCCCAGUCCACCCCGAAGAUUCAGUCGUCGUGCGGCAGAGGAGGGCCGAGGAGCGCCCGGUCGAAGCGCCGAGGUCCUCUCUCCACACUCUCUUCGCCUCCUAUCUCCACACGCGUAUCUCUUUUUAUCCGCCUCGCGUUCUCUCUCCGUCUGGACCAGACUGAAAACGACCGGCUCCCUCUAUCACAAGCACAUACACUUUCUCUCACUCUUUGUCUCUCCCUUUCUCUCUUUAUCUCCCUCCGCGAGUCGCGAGUGAAAACGAGCCGGGCAGCGCCGCGCCGACCUUCACCAUUUUGGUACACGCAGCAGCACGCGACGGAGUACGGCCGUGAGGCCGUGUAUCCGUCCUCGCCGAUCCCUCGCCUGACGAGGGAAAAUCCGCGGAAAGAGGAGCUCACCGAAUUUUGACGGAAUGCGCGCGGGGCGGCCGGUCCGCUGCGUGGAUUUCGUGAAACGAAACGACGGCGACGCCGGUCUGGGGGUUGCUAGCCUCCCUCAACUCCGCCUCUCAUUCCUGUCACUCUAUUCGUUUCUCGCUCGCUCUCUCCCUCUCUCCACUACGAAGGGUGGGUGGUGAUACGCCGGUGGCAGUGGCGGCAGUAGUGUGUGGAUGCUUGUACCGGUGGGUGCUCUCUAGCGUGGGGUAGUAGUGGUUCCUAGUGUUGGUGAUGAUGGUGGUAGUGGUGGUGGUGGUGGUGGUUUAAAUUUCAGCCGCGUGCACGGGUUCACCUACGUGAGCCAUUACACGGGUCCUCGGCUUUCUCGCCGACUGGGGGAGGCUAUACGAGCGGUCACGGUCCACGGACGCAAAUUCUGCCCACCUUCGUCCACGUAUAUUCCUUUCUCUCCUCGGCAUCUUCCUCAUCGUCGUCGUCGUCGUCGUCGUCGUCGUCGUUGUCGUCGUCGUCGUCGUCGUCACCGUCGUCGUCGUCGUCACCGUCGUCGUCGUCGUCACCGUCGUCGUCGUCGUCGUCGUCCUCGUCUCCUCAUACACACCUCCGGUGUGCUGACGCUCGACGCGCCGGCUUGCUGUAUGUACGUACACGCCGAGGCUUCGCUCGUUCAUCUCGACCCGAAAUUCGCGGUGCGUUCGAUCCCUACGUGCCGCCGCUUACACAGUACACGGCCGAGCGUAAUACGUGUAUGCGCGUGCUUUGUUGAAAGGAUGCAUCGGACGGCUGCUGCGCUGCCCUCGUCCGUCGUCUCGUACUGAUUGCCGAGAUUCGAGCGAGUCGGCGGUGGUGCAACCGGCGGUGGUGGAACGAGAGACCGAAGGGAAUACGUGCAACGAAAUGCCAGCCUUCGCACCGUUCGCGCCACAUUCAGGGAGAUACGUCACCCCGCGAGAACGGCGACUACGUUCGUGGGAGCACUCGGCGGUUUUACACUUUUCCACUAAAUCAGCCGUUAACGUCCCUACGGAUGCACCGCGCGCUCCGAUCUACGAUCGAUAAGCGCUCGCGAGAAGCAGCGUCUCAAUUCGACCGUCGUUGUCGUGAUUCUUUCGUUGACGUCGUACGCCUCGCGGAAGAGCGAGAGAGGAAGAUUUCGCGAUGUGCGUGACGGGGAAGACAUACGAGCAAGAAAUGGAUGGGAAAAGUACGUUCGAAUCUUAGCCCGCUCUGCCCCGUAAAUAGCGUUUUGUAACCCCCGUCACGUGAAAUCGAUAUCCCUUAAGAGCCGGUCCGUGAGGUCGUUCGUCAGACCGGUGCUGCCUGUUUCACCCUCCCCCUCGCCCCCUGUGGAAGUGGAAGAGAGAGUGCGCGCUAAGUCUGCGGGGAGUCUGCGGGUGUGGUGGUUGAAGACGGGAACGGGAGGUUGGCUGAAUAAAAGAAGAUGCACAGGAAAAGGCCAACGUUCCUCACCGACAUGGGACUGCUAAUGUUCUUAGCGGUAACAGCCUCUCUGUUGGGUUACUGCCAAACGGACGAAAAAGUGUCGUUUUACGGGGCGAGCUACAUCCAUCUUCCGGUUCAAGAGGCCAAGAAUGCUACUGACAUUAGUUUCCGGUUCCGAACUCAUCUCGCCGAUACUAUACUGCUAUUGGCUGCUGGCAAGACGGAUUACUGCCUGAUCAAACUUGAAGCCGGCAGAUUGAAGGUUCACAUUAAUUUGGGCGCCGGUGAGAAUGAGAUGGCGAGCGCCCGUGGGUUGACACUCAACGACCUCAGCUGGCACGAGGUGAAUUUGACAAGACGCGAGGCCAACAUCAGCUUGCAGAUCGACGUGAUACACACGACGAGGUCCCAACUACCGGGUCGCUUUUUCGAACUGAACAUACACUAUGGCAUCUUCAUCGGCGGACAGGGGGACUUCAACGAGCUAUUUCUAGGUCAUACGGAUUAUCUGCGAGGAUGUAUGGCUGACAUAAUUUAUAACGGCGCCAAAGUUAUAGAGUACGCCAGGUCGAGGAAGGGCCAGUCGGAGGCAACAGCCGUAACGUGGGGCUGCUCGCCGGAAUUCGACGCCACGAGGAGCACGGAAGUCAGCUUUGUCGAGGACGGCGCCUUCGUCGCCAUUCCGCGCCCCAUUCCGCGCUCCGGCUCGAGAUGGGAAUUCGAGCUGAAGACCGGCGCCGACAGUGGCCUGUUGCUCUAUAACACAGGGCAAUCGUCUUACGCGGAUUACCUCGGUAUAGAGCUGUUCGAGGGUAAGAUUCGACUAUUGAUGAAUAAAGGGAACGGCCCGACCGAGUUGACGCACGGCACUCUGGUGGCUGACGGUAAAUGGCAUAGCGUAAUCGUGGAUUUCAAUCCGAGUGGCCUUGGCAUUGCCGUUGAUCAUCACGAGAAAACAAUGGCUCUGCCGUCCGGCGGAAAUCGGUUCCUCGACCUGGCGGACACAUUGUACAUCGGCGGCACGGAGCUGAACAAACGCGCCCGGGCCCUGAGCAAGGGUCUUAGAUCUGGCGACGUGAGUUACAAGGGCUGCAUACGAAACAUGGUCCUCGACAACAAGGACCUCGGUUUACCGGACGUAAAGGUCAGCCAGGGUGUCGUCGUGGGCUGCGUCUGGGGAUAUCCGUGUAUCGAGGCCGAUCCCUGCGUAUCCAGUGCAUCGUGUAUGCAACUGGGUGUCAACUCAUUCAGGUGCAACUGCGACCAGUCACUAUGCAUCAAGCCGAAUUACGCCGAGGACUACAAGAUCUACUCGAAUACCACCCUUCCUGUAAAUUUGGAAAUUCUCUCUCUGAGCCCUCUACUAGUCUCCGAGGGAGAGCACGUGUUAGUAACGAGCGAAAAUAUCGCAAUGGUAUUGGACAUCGCUAAAUACGGCGUGGAAGAAACUGGUGUCACGUUUACCUUAGUGACACCGCCAACCUACGGAACGUUGGCGUUAGACCUUCUAACAUCACGAAACGAUCACUCCUUCACGUUGCAAGACAUCAAUCAGGAUAAGAUACAGUACAUGCAUGACGGUAGCGAAACCACAGAGGACAGCAUGAUUCUGGAAUUGACGUUGGUGGCCGGGACAGGCUAUGCGCUUCCAGGAUACCUCCAAGGACAUCUCAGAUUUCCUCUUCACGUUAAUGUCACUCCUGUCAAUGACCCGCCGUUACUCGAGAUACCGACCGCGAAAGUGCUGCGUCUGGCCCAAGGUACAAGAAAAAUACUGACCAAGGAGUUAAUAUGGGCUAUAGACGCCGACACGCCGUCGGAAAUGCUGAUUUAUACGAUUUUACGAGCAGAUACUGACGCGGGGCAUAUCGAAAGAGUUACUUCUCCGUUUCGACCUAUCGACACGUUCACGCAAGCCGAAUUAAUGCAAGGUCUCAUCGCAUACGUGCAUCGUGGAAAUGCCAAACCAAAUGCAAUGUUGGGUUUGCAAGUGAGCGAUGGCAUCGAGAGUAGUCAGCCCGCGUAUCUACGCGUAUCGGCUUACCCGUUGCAAAUCAAACUGACGCACAAUACCGGCCUCAUUGUGGUACACCGUUCGUUCUCUUACCUAACACCAGCGAAUCUCUCGUUUGCCACAAAUUCGGACGACAACACCAUUGACAUUCGUUACGAUGUCGUCUCGCCACCACAAUUUGGUGUUUUGCAGAGACUAAAGGACGUUUCGAGUAGUUGGACGAAUGUAGACCAUUUUACUAGUCGAGACGUGGAAUUGCACACCAUUCGUUAUGCUCAUAACGUCGGCAGUCCUAAUCAGGAUGAGUUUAAAUUCCAAGCGAGCGUGCGCGAAGUGAAGACACAGCAGACCUACGACUUCCAGAUUACUUUCAUCGAUCUCGAGUUGAAGGAGACCAGAAGAGUACCUAUUAAUCUCACCAAUACGUCAAACAUCACUAUCACGAACAACCACUUGAGGUACCAGACGAAUCCGCUAGUUACAUCACCAAGUAAGAUCGUCUUCACUCUUAUAACGGGACCAAGAUACGGCAAUUUAUUUCUGUUCGAUCGUAAACUUACGACGACUGAUACCUUCACGCAAGAAGAUAUCGAGGCCGAUAGACUGAGCUAUCGUCUGUACAGACGAUCCUAUUCCAAUAUCCUCGACGAAAUAACGUUUAAAGUUAACGCGCCUCAAUGCGUCGAUAUACACGCCAAUUUGAAAGUUCGAUAUUAUCUUGGCAAGAACAGCAAAUCGCUGGAGGGCGUGGAGUAUUUGAAAGUUGACGAAGGCUCGAAGGUGCCUCUGAGAAUCACGCAUGUGAAUCCAAAGGAAUACGGUAUAUCCUCUCUGAUAUACAAUCUUACGAUAAGCCCGAAUCAUGGUUGGCUCUCCAUCGCGAAUAGUUCGAUAUCGCAGAAUCAAAAAAAUGUCUCAUCUUUUACAUUAGAAGAUGUAUUGAUGCAGACGGUAUAUUAUGUGCACGAUGAUACCGAGACAAAAGAGGAUUCUUUCGAGUUUGUGGCAGUGUCCAUGGACUCCGUGGAUUUUAUGUACGUCGGGAAAUUUCGAAUCGAGAUCAUCAUGAAAAACGAUAAUCCGCCAGAACGAACAGUCAACAGAAUUUUUCACGUCGUAUCGAGAGGGGAAAAACUGAUAACAAAUAAGGAUCUCGCGUAUAUGGAUAAGGACAUUGGCACUAAAGCGAGCGAGCUUAUUUAUACCAGAAGGGAUGUCAGGAAAAGUGCGCUGUACAGGAUAACUAAUCUCUCGGUACAAAUACGCGAAUUUUCGCAACAAGAUAUCAACGAUGGUAUGAUACUCUUCCGGCAUCAAGGGGAUGAACACGAGAAAAUUGAAUUCGGCAUCACUGACGGUCACUUUUAUAGGACUGGUGUUCUUGAAAUUCAAGCUAGUCCACCAUACAUUAGAUUACGCGAGAGCAACGGCUCGGUUGUCCAGUUUAACAAGUCCGUGGUGCUUCGAUCAAAAGAAUUGGAGAUAGAAACGAACGUGUAUGCUACAGAGAAGGACGUGAAAUACAAUGUAUGGGAGAAACCGAAGCACGGUAUACUGAUGAAACAUGGUAGAGAGUCGAACAGUUUUACGGAGGAUGAUCUGAAGCACGGUAGUGUACUGUACAAGCACCUAGGUGGAUCCUUAACAAAAGAUACCUUUAGAUUUAAAGUGUUUGUUAAAGGCGCGGAUGCCGAAGGUGCGUUAACGAUCAAAAUUUAUCCAGAGAGCUAUUGGGAAUCUUUGAUUAUUCAAAAUAACAAGACGAUACUGGUCGACGAAGCUACUAGCAUCCUGUUGAAUCGGAAGAGCCUCGACAUAAUGCAUCCUAAGAUAUCGCCAACAGAAAUUGUCUAUUACGUGCGAGAAUGGCCGCAGAAUGGCUACUUGGAGUUGCAAAUUCACGACGAGCAGAUAAGGGAAGGCGAGGAGAUAAGGGAAGAAUACAGCGGUAACGCGGUGAAGCAUUUCGAGCAGAGUCUGAUAAACGACAAUCGCGUCUUCUAUGUUCAAUCGGUGAUGAAUCAAACGAACGAUCGUUUCGUCGUGGACGUUACCAACGGUAUUACGUGGUUACGUGGUCUAAGUGUGAACUUUGUGAUAGUGCCGGAGAAACUUUAUGUCGAGGCGAAGAGUUACACCGUGGUGGAAGGGAAGAGCGUGAUAUUGAGCGAGACGAACUUCUUGGUUGUGACGCCAUAUUACGCCGGCAAGAUAUCGGAUUAUAGAGUAGUAGAAAAACCGAAGCAUGGCACGAUUCUCGAUUCCACGAAGAACAAUCAGGUAAAGAAGUUUUCGCAAAAGCAUCUAAACGCCGGAGUCAUAGUGUACAAGCACAACGGGAACGAAUUUUUGAGCGAUUCCUUCAAGAUGGUAGUCACCGCUGGUGAUAAGAUGAGCGAGCCUUUUGACGUAUCAAUUAUCGUUCAGCCGGUUAACGACGAGGUUCCUGUGCUAGUGAAUAGAACGGAUCUAAAUGUUUGGCAAGGCGGAUCUGUUAUUUUGACGCCGACAAACUUAGCCGCUGUAGAUAACGAUACUGCCCCGUACGAUAUAAUAUUCAACGUUACUGGAGUGAGAAAUGGAUACAUCUCGUUAAUCACUUCACCCGACGUGGACAUUUAUAAUUUUACGCAGAGUCAAAUUAAUGAGUCACAAGUUGUAUUUACGCAUACGAAUGGAUCUGACGGCGAGUUCAUUUUCGUUUUAAGCGAUGGUGUACACACGACGAAGUCUUACACGAUUUUUAUCACCACAAAGCCAAUUCGUCUGAACAUCGAACACAAUAUGCCUCUUAAUGUCUUCCCCCUUACUAGGAAAUUAAUAUCAGACAAACUCUUAUUAACGACAUGUUCCGACGAAGCGAGGGAGAUUAGAUACACUGUGCGAAAUGGGCCCCAUUUAGGCAAAGUUAUAAUGGAGACAAGUGAAGGAGUAUGGCUGGAGGUCGAGCGAUUUACUCAGAGAGAUAUAAACAAUAGCAAAGUGAUUUAUGAGCACACCAAGCAGUUCAUGGACCUUACGGCCAACGACUCUUUCACAUUUGAUGUCGAAACACACUUCGCUGGAACUUUAACAAAUCAGGUUUUCCAAAUAGAUAUAUCAGUUUCAAGCGGUGGCUUAGAUAGGUACAUUACUACGAAAACCGUGAAAGUCAUGGAGGGUGCCUCUGCGGAGGUCGUCAUGAAUAUAAGUGGCAUCGUAUCGUUUCUACAAAUUAACGCCGGAAUCCCGAAUCCAGCGGUAUUAUCAAGAUUAGUUCAUCAACCCAGUCACGGACACGUAAUGCUUCUACCGGAUUUAAACGUGACCACUUUUACGCAACCGCAAGUCGAGGGUGGAAAAAUCGCUUAUUACCACGAUCACUCGGACACUCUGGAAGACCGCAUUCAAUUCUCGCUAUACUUGACACCUGGCCACGUGUUACUUUGUGACACCAGUGUUCCCGUCGUCAUCGAGCCAAUCAACGAUCAGCCUUUCAAACUCAUCACCAACGACCCGUACAUGAUGGUCGUGCAAAAUCAAAAUCAGACGAUCACCCAGGAGAACCUUUUGACCACCGAUCCCGACACUCCACCGGAAGAAAUUACGUACGACGUGAUUUCAGGACCGACAUUCGGCAGAUUAUUGCUUUUGCCGUUCAAUCAAAAUACUUCAGAAGUGCGCCCAGUGGAAAAGUUCACUCAAUACGACGUGGAUUCUAAUCGAGUGGUGUACGAGCACAAUGGAACAUUGCAAACCGCUUCUUUCUACUUCAGGGUCGGGGAUGGUGCCUACACUCCGAUCUAUAGAGUCUUUAAUGUCCAUAUUUUAGCUAUACGAUUGAAUGUGACGGUAACCGGUCCGGUAAGUUUGCAGCAAGGCUCGAAUAUAGCAUUUAUCUCGGAGAACGACGUUAAGCUUGACACAAAUGCGCGUCAAGAUCUAGUGACCUACGAGAUUACAACGCAUCCAAAACACGGCAUAUUAUACGUGCGGGAUAGUGCCGCGGCGACGUUCAAGCAGACCGAUCUACUGUCGAAAAGCGUGAUAUUCAGGCAGACCGACAUGACAGUGUCGAACGAUAGCUUGGAACUGUCGGCGCGAUUGAGUGGUUUCGAGCAAAAGCAUAUACGCAUAGAAAUCAAGGUCGUGCCUCUCAUGAUCAUGAAGUCGAUGACGGCUUUGGCGAGCGAGAAGAAUCGAAUAACUAUACAAUAUCUGGAUGCGACUCCUUUAGCGAAAUUAACGACCAGCAAUCCCGUUUACACCAUCGCGAAAAAGCCAAAAUACGCGAAAAUCAAGAGAAUUAUCAGAAGCUCCUCGGCGUCCGGCGAGAAAAGAGGUGCGCGCGAGCGAGAAGUGGCGCGUUUUUCACAUCAAGAAAUUAUUUCCGGGGUAAUAUAUCUGGUAUGCAGAAAAAUUCCAUCGAUAGACGGUGUCGCGGACAGCUUCAGCUUUAUCCUCGCGGCGUCGACUUUCCAGCCGGCCAUGGGCGACUUCGAAUUUCACAUUAAACUCGACAUAGACGACGACAAUAUCACUUUGGGCGGUCCAAUGGAUCCGGUCGGUCACGAGGGCGAGAUGGCAAUUGCGCCGAACAUGAGCAACGAUUAUCUGUUAAUUCUCGGUAUGUUGCUCGGCGUGUUCCUUCUCGGUGUGGUCGUGAUUAUCACGAUCAGGUGUCGGCACAACAAGUAUAAGCACGCCGAGGAAGAGAAAGCGGAAACCACGCCCGCUGUAGGAGUGAUGCCACUUCCCAGACCUCCGGAUCAUUUGAUGCCGGCCACUCCACAUCUGAAGCCCUUCGGUAAUGAUCACAACAGCGUGACGGCCAGCACGCCUCUACCGAUGCUGCCCUCGACAUUACCUCAGUGUAAAGUGAUACCCUUGAGCCCUCUAGAAAGCGGUUCGGAGAUCGACGUAUCUGCAAGAUAUCCUUAUGGCGUGGCGGACGGCGAUGAAUGGAGUAGCUUCGACACUUCCGAUCUACCUUGCCAGUCGGCCACAACUCAAAGGACCAAGAAAAACCCGUUGCUGAGGAGGGAUCAAUACUGGGUCUAGCAGGAGAGACACACGUUACGGUUUCCGCGAAGAAAGCCGUAGCGUCUCUUGACGUUUAUCGUGCAGAAGUUGAAACUAUCGUGGAUAUCAUGGACUUAAUGUGCCUAAGAAAAGUGAAAUCUGCGACGAAGUUUAUGGAAAUCGUUUGUCCAAGUCCGAGAUCAUCGCGCUGAACACGUAUUGAAUAAUGGUGAAGUGACAUUUGAUGUUUUAAUGGAAAACUGGACGAUCGUCAGCAUUCAUUCACGAUGCAUCCGAUGCAUUUUAAUUAGGAAGAAAGCGAAGAAACUUUUAUAUUACAGGAGAGAUUGAAAAGAAUCGAUGAUCAAUAAUUCGCGAUUCAAGAUAGUUCGCAGUGUCUCGUGUACUAUUAGCCUAAAAUGAUAUAAACAAGAAACCUAGAUCUUCUUGAAUGUCACGACUAUCGCCGCUAUCACGAGCUCAAUGUGCCUAAGAAAUGUCUGACUCUGCUGACAUUCUUUCCAUUAAUAAAAAAAAAAACAGCACGUCGAUUUUUUCGUAUGCCUACACUACGUCUCUUCCUUCCGACGGAUUAAAAUAGACUCGAAUCGUUGAAAGACAGACCGAUUGUUCAAUGAAGCAAGACUCGCAACAAAUUCAAUUCUGGUCUAAGUGAAAAAUCCGUCGGUUUACUGGCUCGUUCUAGAGUGCAGAUUUUUCAGAAAAAAAUUUUAUGUUCCUUUUUAUCCUUCCAUUUUUACACCUUUUGUAAAUCUAGGAUAGUAAGAUCGUUAUAUAUAAAAGUGGCAUUUAUCGAUCCCUAUUGUCGUAAGUUCCAAAAUAAAAUAAAAAAAUCGAAGCAUUAAGAUUUAAAAAAGGCGGAACUUUCGCUCUUAAGCUAUAAACAAAGGAAACAUCGAGUAAACGGGAUAAUACAGAAACUUUGUGAACACUGUAUCGUAAAAUGAUCAAAUAUACGCAAUGUAAUCGAGAAUAUGUAUGUUCCCGUUACCUUGUCACCAAAGAACGCAAACAAAAUGCAUUUAUAUUAACAGCUAUACUCGAGUUUCGACAUAUCUUUUUAUACCGCCGUACUGUACAAGUUCAAAUUUUUAUUUUCCUCCGAUGUAGAUCUCGCAUGCGAUCAUUUCAUUCUAUCGUUACUCUGACUGUUUCGAUAUCGCUUAUAUUGUGCAAGUAAAUGUAAAUUGACAAUUAACAAUUGCCCGGCGAAACGCAGGAAGAUCGAGUCGCUCUUUCUACGGCAUUUAUAAUAACUUGUAUUUUAUUUUUACGUAACGACAGGCAAUGAAUUACGGCUUUUGUUAAAAAUGUACUGUACAGCAGAUAAACAACCCCUUUCGAUUGAUUACGUUAUCAUCUGUAGUUAUCAUCUGUAGUUCGAUUGAUUACGUUAUCAUAUAUAAAAGCGAUUAAUCGUUUUUUUGCGAAUCAUCCUCUUUUUACAUUUUUUCCACGGCUAAUCGAUUACGAUUAUCUUGAAUAGAAUUACGCAGAAUUUACAAAAUACGUAAUUCUCAUCCGUUUUGUUUCUGUGUAAGCUUUAGCGAGCGAUAGACACUGCCAGCGAUAGGCAAUGCCAAAUAUGAUUCUUUGACGUAUUUCAAAUGCGAAUUAGCAGUAACAGUCAAAGUCUAUUAGCUGUUUUUUACACGAGUGAGAGUAGAUCUUUUCUACUACGAAUCGUUGACGCGCGGCGAGUUCGUAAUUCAUAAGCGAUGAACGGGAUUGUGCGUGCGUAAUUUAAUUAUCUGAGAAAAAUUUAUUAAUAGAGGCGUGUUAACGAGUUCGUUGAGUCUUAAGACAAAUUUUACGUUAUGUUACCCUUGAAUUCACGGUAAACUCAAUGAAUCCACUUUUGGCCAACAUCGAAUAAAUACGUUAGUCCAAAAUUUGCUUCAAUUUACAACAAUAAUUGUAUAAUUAAAUUAAAUUAAUACCAUAGAUACAAUUAUUAAGUAAAAGUUAUGCGUUAGUGUCAACAACAAAAAUACAGUGAUGCAGAAUUGACUGCACGAACAAUAUAGAUUAGUUAGACCAAAUAGACAAUAAAAUAUAUAUUUAAAUAAAUUGAUGGAAUUGUUCUUAUGAUACAAGAGAGAUAUUAAAAUAUCUUCAGACAUUAAUAAAAUAAUAUUAAUAACGAUAACAUUUGAAAAAGUAUUUUAAAUUGUCAGAUCUAUUGAUAUUCUUUAUGUUCUGCCUCUCUUAUUCUUAUUUUAGCGCUGCUGGUUAUUCAAAAUUUUUUCUUUUAAAAGAGAAAAAAAACAAUUUUUUUCCAUUUGAACAACAGUCUAUAAUUGCCAUAUAAAAUCACAAUGUGUUGUUAAAAACAAAUCUUGGACAUUUUUGCAGAAAUUCAAACACAUGUCUGGCCAAAAGUGGAUUAAUUAAUUUCCCUAAAAUCUUAGAAGCGUACUUAAUAAAAUAGUUUAAUGUGAAUGUUGAUUAUAGCAAUCAUAAUGAUAUAUACAUAUAUUAUAAUGCGUACGAUAUUUCUAUGUAGAACGUACCGUUCCAUAAAUUUAUAGCAUACGCAUUGAUAGAUUCUAAUUAAAGACAUUUUAUCGAGAGAGUCAAAGAGAGAAAGAGAGAGAAAGAGAGAACCCGUUCGUUGAUUAAUGAAUAUGUUAGAGGCGAAUUGUUAGGCUUUUUUACAUCCACCAAAAGUGAACUGAUCUGAGUGCCAAACUUCUAUAACGUAUAAUAUUAUAAUUAUCAUAGGACUUGUAUUUUCCCUGCCGACUGAAUGCAUUACUCUUCUAAUUCUAAUAAAUUGAAUGUGCGAUGUUAAGUAAA
This is a messenger RNA of Solenopsis invicta (red fire ant), 13263 nucleotides long. RefSeq names its product chondroitin sulfate proteoglycan 4 (gene kon). The coding region runs from base 3427 to 10482 and encodes 2351 amino acids. Lineage: Eukaryota; Metazoa; Arthropoda; Insecta; Hymenoptera; Formicidae. The transcript has 12 exons. The record is from RefSeq and is a predicted model, not a curated record.